CUUCCAUAGGUCCGUUUGGCUGCUAUAGUGACGAACACAGCAACAGACGCUUAUGCAUGCGACAGUCGUGUGUUCACUGGAUUAAAAGAAAGCAAUAAUGUCUUUUAGAGACCUGAGAAAUUUUACAGAGAUGAUGCGAGCGCUUGGAUAUCCUCGUCUCAUCUCCAUGGAAAACUUCAGAUCUCCAAACUUUCCUUUAGUAACUGAAAUUCUCAUCUGGCUCGUGAAGAGAUAUGAACCUCAGAUGGAAAUUCCCAGUGACGUUGACACCGAAUCAGACAGGGUGUUUUUCAUCAAAGCUGUUGCCCAAUUUAUGGCCACCAAGGCUCAUGUGAAGCUGAAUCUUAAGCGUCUAUAUCAGGCAGAUGGUUACGCUGUCAAAGAGAUGCUGAAAAUCACCAGCAUCCUCUAUAAUGCCAUGAAAACCAAAGAGAACGCCAGUGGUGACCAAAACAAUGACGAAAACAGCAAGUUCAAGUUUGAUCUGGGGUCAAAGAUAGCUGAUUUAAAGGUGGCACGUCAGCUGGGAUCUGAAAUUACAGCAAAGGGAGCAGCUCUGUUUGACCUGCUGGGGCACGAAGAGGACCUGAGAGAGAGCAGGGCGGCUGCGAUAGCCCGACCGCUGGAGAUCACUGAGACAGAGAGAGCCCUGAGAGCGGCUGUCAAAGACGUUACGGAGAGCAUCCAAAUGACGAAGGAUCUGCUCAAUAACGUAUCGUCAGAUGAGGCCAGUCUGGAGGCCAAAAUCGAGAAGAAGAAACAGGACCUGGAGAGAAACCAGAAGCGUUUACAAACUCUACAGAGCGUGCGUCCAGCGUUUAUGGAUGAGUAUGAGAAGAUCGAGGAAGACUUGCAGAAACAGUACCAGACGUAUGUGGAGAAGUUCCGUAACCUCAGUUUCCUGGAGCAGCAGCUAGACGACUAUCACAGAGUCGAGCAGGAACGCUUCGAGGAAGCAGAAAUGGCAAUGAAAAUGAGACAAAACAAAUUAAAAGAGGAGGAGAAGAGACUCAUGAGGAGUGGAGCAAAAGAUGAAGACUCGGAUGUGGACAUACAAGAGGAUGAAGGAUCUGACAGCGACAUGGAUGACGGGCAGCAGCCCAGAUCACACCUCGCACGACACGCUCAGAUGUCAGGUCGAGGUGGGGCUCGAUUCAUUGGCAGCAUGAGAGGAGAAGACAGCGAAGAGCCCAGAGUAAAGGAACGAGCUCGUCUGUCCGGCAGCGGCCGGAAGCAAAAGAGGAGAAAGUCAGAGAACAGUGAGAUUGACGUAGACGAUGAUGAUGAAGAUGGUGAGGAAGAUGAGGAGGAAAACGAGGAUCUGGACGAAGACAAUGACAGUCUGGAGGGAUCCUCUGCCAAAGCCGGACGGUCAAAGCGAUCACUACACCCACAAAUCCUCGAGGAGAGCGACAAUGACUUUUAACAUGUAACUUGAUCAUGCAGUCGC
Messenger RNA from Pimephales promelas (fathead minnow), 1450 nucleotides. Lineage: Eukaryota; Metazoa; Chordata; Actinopteri; Cypriniformes; Leuciscidae. The record is from RefSeq and is a predicted model, not a curated record.